AUGUUGAUGAAGGAUGGACAUUCCAGCAGGGGAGACUGAGCACAGAGGGAAGGGAGGAGAGGCAGGCUGGGCACACAGGCCUCUCUCCACACUGGGAGAAGGGGACAGGAUCCUAGGGGCUCUUUAAACUUGUGCACUGGGACGCCUGGCCACUGGUUAUGCAUAAGAUCCAACCCCUCUGGGCGCCUCUGGAGCGAAAGAUUGUGCACCCAUCGCAGCAGAGCAUCCCUUAUGCUUGGGUAAUUCUGCCAGAGACACUGGGGACUUUCUGAAGGAACAGCAUAAAAGACUCCUGUACCAGAAAGCACAGCUCACCAUGGUCUUGAUCACAUCAGGCACUAGGAGACCGCUGGAUUUCUUGCAUUCACUGGUGCUUUUUUGGCAAACCUUCCUUUGGAUUGUAUGUGCUGUCUGUGCAGAGGAGCAGUAUUUCAAUGUAGAGGUGUGGUUGCAAAAAUACGGCUACCUUCCACCAACGGACCCCAGAAUGUCAGUACUGCGCACCGCAGAGACCAUGCAAUCAGCUAUAGCUGCUAUGCAGCAAUUUUAUGGCAUUAACGUUACAAGAAAAGUUGAUGAAUACACAAUUGAUCAAAUCACAAUGAGCUGGAUGAAGAAACCACGAUGUGGCGUGCCUGACCAGGCAGGUAGAUCCAGAUUUAACGUCCGUCGAAAACGUUACGCCUUAACAGGGCAGAAGUGGCAUCACAAGCAUAUCACAUAUAGUAUAAAGAACGUCACGCCAAAAGUGGGAGAUACUGAAACACGUAAAGCCAUUCGCCGUGCCUUUGAUGUUUGGCAGAAUGUAACGCCAUUGACAUUUGAAGAAGUCCCCUACAAUGAAUUAGAAAAUGGCAAACGGGAAGUGGACAUUACCAUUAUCUUUGCAUCCGGUUUCCAUGGAGACAGCUCACCAUUUGAUGGUGAGGGUGGUUUUUUGGCACAUGCCUAUUUCCCAGGACCUGGAAUAGGAGGAGAUACACAUUUUGAUUCUGAUGAACCAUGGACCUUAGGAAAUCCCAACCAUGAUGGAAAUGACCUAUUUCUGGUGGCAGUACAUGAAUUGGGUCAUGCAUUAGGACUGGAACACUCCAAUGACCCAACGGCAAUCAUGGCUCCAUUUUACCAGUAUAUGGAAACCGACAACUUCAAGCUACCUACCGAUGACUUACAGGGAAUUCAGAAAAUAUAUGGUCCACCGGAGAAAAUCCCAACACCAACCAAACCUCUUCCAACAGUGCCACCACAUCGACCUAAUCCACCAGCAGAUCCCCGCAAGAAUGACCGGCAACCUAGACCUCCCAGACCUCCUACUGGAGACAGGCCAUCUUAUCCAGGGAUCAAGCCUAACAUCUGCGAUGGGAAUUUCAAUACACUGGCUAUCUUGCGCAGGGAGAUGUUUGUGUUUAAGGAUCAAUGGUUCUGGCGCGUUAGGAAUAAUAAAGUAAUGGAUGGAUACCCUAUGCAGAUUACGUACUUCUGGAGGGGAUUGCCCCCAAGCAUUGAUGCCGUUUACGAAAACAGUGAGGGAAAUUUUGUCUUCUUUAAAGGUAACAAAUAUUGGGUGUUUAAAGAUACAACAUUGCAACCUGGUUACCCUCACGACCUGAUUCAUCUAGGACACGGCAUCCCCUCUCAUGGUAUAGACACUGCUGUUUGGUGGGAAGAUGUUGGGAAAACAUAUUUCUUCAAAGGUGACAGGUACUGGAGAUAUAAUGAAGAAAUGAGAUUCAUGGAUCCUGGCUAUCCAAAGUUAAUUACAAUAUGGAAAGGAAUACCAGAAUCACCUCAAGGAGCCUUUGUUGACAAAGAAAAUGGUUUCACUUACUUUUAUAAAGGAAAAGAAUACUGGAAGUUUCACAACCAGAAACUCAGAGUGGAACCUGGAUACCCACAGUCUAUCCUUAAAGAUUUCAUGGGAUGUGACAGUCCAGUUGACCGAGACAAAGACCGAACCAGUACUCAAGAUGACGUAGACAUUGUCAUGAAGCUGGACAACACAGCCAGCACUGUGAAAGCCAUAGCCAUUGUAAUCCCCUGUAUCCUGGCCCUGUGCCUCCUUGUUUUGGUUUACACUGUGUUUCAAUUCAAAAGGAAAGGCACACCCCGACACAUACUGUACUGUAAACGCUCUAUGCAAGAGUGGGUGUGAUGUAGGAAUCUUCUCAUCCAAAUUUGAGGUUACUUGAGAUUCACCAUCAGAGCUAUUAUGCUGUUGCCUAGCAACACACAGGCAUCUGUGAGGCAGGGUCAUACGGCUGUUCUUUACAAACCCAAGAGGUGUUGCGUCCUGCACUUGAGUGGGGAUUCAAUCAUCUGGGGAGCUUCCAUGAGACACAGUUUCUGCUGAUCCUCCAGUUCUUUUGUAUUUCUUUGUCAUUCAGUUUUAGGCCUUUCCUCAGCACUCCGGAGGCGGAGUUUGCUUCCAGGAGCAACAACGAAGAGGGCGAAUAAAAAUAUUUUCCUGAAAUAGUGACUUUUUUUUUUUAUUAAUUCUUAUUUUUUAUUUUUUUCAUAUUUUUAAUUGGGAAAUAUUCCAGAUCCUCUUUGCAAAGAUAAGUGCUGCAAAGUACAAGCAACAAAUUCAACAUGCGAAUCACCCAUCAUGAACGUCAGGAGUGUGUGAAGACCCAAAACAGCUUUGUUUCCAAAGAGGAUUGAUGCACUGCCUGCUAUGGAUAGAUGCCCACAAUGAAACUUGUGGGAGAACAAAGUUACGUGGGACUUUGAGACUAUGCGGACAGCCUUUUUUCUCCAACAAACAAGGGGCCAAAAUAUCUGCAAUAUAGUAACAGCCUUAAUGAUGCAUUCAUUUUGUGUUUUAUACAACUUUUUCUGAGCUUUGUCAAAAAUGUUUUAACACAUUUAUAGUCAUUAAUAUACUGAACAAAAACUAUUUUUUUCUUGUUUUAGUUUGUUUUCAUUUUCCAUCACUAUAUUAGAUCAAGCUGUUUUCAGCUGCCUGGGACAUUUAGCAGGUCUGACAGGAAGACUCAUUUGAAAGCCUGGCAGGAAUCAAAAUGUCUCCGAAGCGGAUAUCAGUGAGCUGCGGCAAAAUGGCCGUCAUGUUGUGAGGAAAAUUGCUACGAGUAUUAUGUUUGUGUAACCCUUUGAGGACUGUUGUGUCAGUUUUCAGAUUCUGAGGGACUCUGCUUGCUUGUCAUUAAAUAAUAUGAAUGUGCAGACAAAUUGAAAUCUACAGUACACAGUAUUUUGAUAAAAUAAUUACUCAACAGCUUCUAAAUAUGUUUUUUUUUUUUUGAACAGAGGUCUAACGGAGAACAUGUAAUGUGAGUUAAGGUUCAUUAUAACCAAAAAAAGGCAAAACAAAGACAGAAAUGGUUGCAGUAGGCAAUGGAUUGGCUUUUCUUCUAUAGAAGGGUCUACUGUAUGUUCAAACGAUAUUGCACGAAAACAUAAAUUGCCUUAUAUGAGUACAUCCAGGUCGUUACGCUGUCGACACUAGAGGAGAAUCUGAAUACUGCAUGUACCGCAAUAUAAUGUCCUCAAACUGCAUGUUCACUGUAGUUCUCAAAGGGUGAGGAAGUGACCUGACCCCAUUAGGAGCAGUAACAGAGAGGGGUGAGCACCAAAGUGUUUUCUUGUAAAGUGUAUUACGUCUGGAGAGCUCACUUGUCAUUUCCGUCAGACCUGCACAGUCGGUUCUUUGGCUUUCAUUUUACAGUAGUUAAUUUUUACCUGGAGAAAAGUCAGCAGCUGACUGCUCCGGAAUCAAAAAAGAAAAACGUUUUUUUGCAGUGUUACUCUAUACAUUUACCAGCACUAUGCUAUGAACAUGUAAUGAUGGUAAUAUUGAAAGCAGUCGCAGUGCUGUCAUCUGUUUUCUUCAGAAAGUCAGCAUGUAGGGGAAAAACUGUUCUAUUGUAACAGUAUGCCUUUAACCUAUAGUGUGUCCUGUUGACUGUCAUUAUUGAGUUAAACAAUGUCUUUUUAUACAAAGCUUGCUGUGUUAAGCAGAAUAUUCUCGCUGUUUGUGCCCUCUGACCUUAAGCUCAAAUUAACAAGGGAAACUGCUAUCUAAGAUGUAUGGAGAAUGCGAGUUGUUAUUAUAAUUUCCUUUUUUUACUCCCAGAAUGACGUUUCUGUAGUAGAGUUGUAACAAAUGCAUUGUGAGUACAGACUUGCACCUCUCUAUAACAUUUCUGUUCUGCAAUUUUCAAAGAAAAUAUGUACAUUGCUUCCUAGUAUGAUUUGUACACAAACCUAUGUGAGCAUACCGUACAUAGCACAUAGUAUCACUGCCUCAACACUGGCAUAAAAAGGGGAAGGUUACACAAUAGGGACAAUGAUACUGCUUGAUACCCAUUUAGUUUUCAAAUUCCGAGAGACUGACAACCAUUAGUGUUGCUGCUGCUAAGGAACCAUGUUACCCAUAGUUCUUUGCGGACAGUGUAGCUUUGAGAGAAUACUGGGACUUAUACCGUAGCUCAGCAAGAGCUUAAGAGCUGAAGGAGGCCUGCACCCUGUCUUACACUGUGUUUUUAAAAAUGCAAACAGUUGCAUACAUGUUGUGCAGUAAUAUGUCAAUAAAGUUUUAGAAUUCAAAAUGGUGUUUCCAAAUCCACAAUUAUCUUAAAACACCCAUGCAUUUAUUGUUGGCCUAAAAGUAGGAAUCCCGUAUAGUUUAUGUAUGCUAGCAAUAGUGACUAUUUUAGGUACUGUAUGUUUGGUUUUAUGUGUUGGAGCAAUCUACUGUUGACCUAAUUGCAUAGACAUUACAGUAAAGUAGGGGAAGUACUUAACCAACAGUUUCAGAUUUGCACACAAUGUAACUAAGCAUGGCUCUGUCUACUCUCCUUACCAAGCCCCCAUUGAAUUAUUGUGAAUUUAAAUACAGAAAUAUACAAAUUAUUUUUCAAUUUUGUUGCAACAGGGAUAAUAGUACAGAGAAUUAAUGUAUUUAGCUAUGUAAAAUGGAAGUGGAGCUCAUGGUAAAAAUGACAUCACUAGGGGUCUUUCUUUACAGGAAUCUACAAUUGGGAUCCUAUGUGCUAGAUUGUUAUACAAUAGGCCCACAAUUCUCUACUGGAAUAUAUCUUGGAAUGUUCACUUGCUUAGGACCAGUCUCCUGAUAUACCUGGAAAAGUGGGAAUAUAUGAGUAUAAAUGUUAGGCUACAUACACACUGGUAUUAAAACUCUAAAGAUCCUUUUCUAAUGCAAGUUAAGCUUAAGGACCUUAUUCAGCAUCAGUUGCAGUUUUGCUAAUUUAGCAAGACUGCAAUUGCUUGCGAUCGCAUGCUGGGGGCUGCCCAGCACAGGGCAAGGCCACCCAGCAUGCUAAUGGCAGCCAGCGAUGCAGUCGCAAUUCAACUGCGUUCGCAACGCUAAAUACGUGAAGCCCCCCUGCCUGCACAGCCUGGCUGCGAAGGCAGUCGGCCUUCCGCCAUUUUCCUGUUCGCAGCGGCCACGUGUGAUAUCAUGCAGCCGCCCCGAAACCAACCCCUGUUUGUGACCCCACCCAACACAACGCUGCCACCGCCACAAUGGUGCAUCGCCACCCCUGCCCGCCAGUGAAUGCCUCUGCCUGUCAAUCAGGCAGAUGCAUUUGCAUCGAUGUGAUUGCAUUGGCCUGCACGCCCACGCACAGAUCGGGACCUGCGCAAUGCGGCUAAAAACAAUCCCAAUGCGAUCACAUCACAUUAGCGGGCCAAGCUGAAUAAGGCCCUAUGUAAACAGAUGUAAAGAUAAAAUUUGUUGUACCAAAUAACAUGCGUUUAACUUGCGUUGCGAUGCAGUGCUUUUUAACACUUCUUGUUCCAUUUCAUUACGUGAACGCAUUUGAAAGCUUACAUUUAUCUCCCGUUGCAAACUCCAGUGUGUAAGUACUGUAACCUUAUUUCCAAAAACAAAAGGAACCGUCCAGUGACGUUUAUAUCCUGUGCAAUCUUCUCAUUCCCACAUUUUAUUUUAUUAAAGAUACAGUAGCAUGUAUCCUAGACACCUACAUCCCGACCCUUAGGGUGGAAUAGGCGCUUAAUAAAACUGAUAUGGAUUUUCAGAGUGAAUACAUACAUUUUUCUUUAUUAAUACAAAGAACCCACAGACUGAAGCGUAUAUAUAAAUAAAUAAAAAACAGUAUUUUUUAGUCUUUAAAAUUAAAUAAAAAAAGCUACGGAGAUCACAAAAGAUCAAUAUUUAAUGGACAGAAAUUGUUACGGUCUAUACAAUAUAGAAUAUGGAAAGAAAAGUUUCACUGUUAUUUACAUUAUACUAAAAUGUUGUUGACAUUAGCUUUCCUGUAUCAGAUAUGUUUUAUUUUUGUGUCACGUAGGCUCCGGUAGAUAUAAUAUUCUAUUUUGCUUUUAUUGACAAACACAACUUGUUUGUGUGCAAUUGCAAAGCUGAAUCAUUGGUGCUAACGUGUAUUAAGACUGUGAGAUAUAACCGGGCAAACGUUUGUAGUGCUUAGACUAACUAUAUACAUUGGUUAUUUGUAAUCAAUGCAUAAACAAUAUGUUAUUUACACAAGUUGUAUUUUAAUACCUGAAGUCAUUGCACAGGAACAAAAAAAGAGGUUACAUUUAUUUUAAGAAAGAAAAAAAAAAGACAGAAAGCUGUCUACACCCCAUAACAAAUAAUUAUAAUCAAAGUAAAGGGGGCAUAUUUUUUUUUUUUUAUUAUUAAUAUUACUAUAAUUAUUUUAAUGUAUUGUAUACCAUAAAACAUGACUUUACUUUAUUUUCCAAUGAAAAACAUGUGUUUACAAUGCUUUAUCUCUUUGACUGCAUCAUUCCUAAAAGAAAAGAAAAACAAAUCAAUAAAUGUUAGCACAGGUUUCAACAGCCGGAACUGUUACUCACUACAAUUUGAUUGCAAGCCCCUGUGCUACAGGAUCAUUUCUUUUUCCGUUCCAGCAGUCAAAGUGAUAAAUCUGUGCAGUGAUCCAUUUCUAUUUAUUAAUAUUUAUUUUGUGUUUCUCUUGAGGAGGGCUGGCUGGGGUGGGGCAGUUAUUGUCUGCUGUAAGUGUCUUAAGGGAAGGGUCAAUGGCUUUUUAUACUAUUGCAUCUUCUGUAAUUACCAUUGUUUUAUUGUGUUGUAAUUAAAAAUACAAAUAAAGCUGCAAAUAAAUAGCGGACAAGA
Molecule: messenger RNA, 7102 nt
Organism: Pseudophryne corroboree (corroboree frog)
Lineage: Eukaryota; Metazoa; Chordata; Amphibia; Anura; Myobatrachidae
Gene: MMP16
Product: matrix metallopeptidase 16
Exons: 11
Coding region: 317-2152 (611 amino acids)
Biological process (GO): skeletal system development; collagen catabolic process; proteolysis
Cellular component (GO): plasma membrane; extracellular matrix
Molecular function (GO): metalloendopeptidase activity; zinc ion binding
Source: RefSeq, a predicted model, not a curated record